Macrosiphum euphorbiae (potato aphid) is the source of this 303-nucleotide messenger RNA. The record is from the annotation of a GenBank genome assembly. Lineage: Eukaryota; Metazoa; Arthropoda; Insecta; Hemiptera; Aphididae.
AUGUCCAAGUGUUAUAGGCUAUCGUCGAUCACAACGAGGCGUUGUGGUAAAAAUUGGUCGGGUCGUCUGUGGUUCUCAUCUCCGGAGUCAUUGUCGAACAACAAUGCCACUCCUAACGUGGCGACGUUGCCGAAAUCCUCCCUAACUAUUGAUUUGAGGGUCGUUCCGAAAUUGUUUGUGUUUGGGGUGUGGUUGUCGAGUCCGUGCCGCAUCGACAAAGAAUUACACCCUACUCAACCACUCGUGACAAAUAGUAUGAAAAAUAAGUGCCGGCGGGCGCAGGACGGCAAUGUUAUAAAAUAA